This is a messenger RNA of Penicillium cataractarum, 576 nucleotides long. RefSeq lists its product as uncharacterized. NCBI's taxonomy places the organism in Eukaryota, Fungi, Ascomycota, Eurotiomycetes, Eurotiales, Aspergillaceae. The transcript has 3 exons. The record is from RefSeq and is a predicted model, not a curated record. The coding region runs from base 1 to 576 and encodes 191 amino acids.
AUGGCUUUCAUCAAUCAGCGCACUCUCCACCUCGCAGCUAUCAUGCUGCUCACCAUCACCACCACCCUCGCCUUCGCCCUCGCAAUGCCCGUGGCCACCCGGGCUUGCUUGGAUCUUGGCCCUGUCACCGGCCACUCUUUCCUUACUCCGGCCCGUCUUCAAGUCGGCCAGGGAAAUCCCUAUGGCGGCUCCGAUGAUCCGCAGUCAAAAGCGGCACGAGAUCACGGCUCGUUAAUUGUCAUCGUCAUGAUCUCUGUCUUUUUGGCUGCUGUCGUAUUCUUCCUCGUGUCCAAGAGACUAGGACUGAUGGAGGUGUACGGUGCGUGGUGCCGAGGCUGGCGAGACAAUCUCCGGCAACUGAAUCCCAAGAACAUUUGGGAUAAGUGGUGCGCGUUCUGGAAAGACCGCACCCGCCAAUACCGACACCGCCGGGAGGGCUUUGAACUGCAGCCAUACCCAGGCCCACCACCAAGCGCACCUUAUCAGCGCCUACCCUCUCCUGCCCGUCCUGCUCCCGCCCUGAUACGACUUGGCCGGUUCCAAGUAGGUAGAGGGGUGCUGGGGGCCGGGCAGUGA